CUCUCUCUCCCCUUUUAAAACCCCCUCUGUGCCUUUUACCAAAUCCACACCAUUAUCAAGUCCACCAUAGCUAGAUAGAAGGAGAAAGAGAUCAAAACUCAGAGAUCAACUCAACUUCUCUCAUAAUCCCUGAGAUUCCUUCUCCAAAACCCACAUCGAAUCUCACCUCAGAUCCCCACAAUGCUCCAACUUUUAUCUUCCUCUGUUUUCUUCUUCUUCUUCGUGUAAAAAGAACAUCCACCACUGUUGUUUGCUUUCUCUCAUUCCUUUUUUUUUUUUGCUAUGGAAGUGGUUAAAUCUCGAUUGUACAUGUGUAAUUGCUUUUCCCCAACAAGAUUCUCCGAUUACUCUGUAGCUGGAAGUGACUAUCCAGACGCCAUAGGAGCCAUCAAUUUCAAUUCCAUUCCCAAUUCCUCUUAUUUUUCUAUUCGAUGCUUAUGAUCUUCAAUCUCAAUUUCAAAUCUUUCAUCACAAAAAAAUAAAAAAGAGAAUGUUGUGUGCGUCAUCUUCUUCCUUUGGUCAUGCAUCUAUGACUAUAGCUUCUUCACCACUUUCCAGAUUCGUUGGUACUACUCUCAGGUUUGAUCAUCCAGCGAGGAACCUGAUUACAACUGCCUCAGCUUCUGCUUAUCCUCUUAAUAAAGACUCCCCAAGACCCAAAACUUACAAAGAGGUCACUAAGCCCUUUCGCAAGAUCUUUGCUCGAGAGAUCUCUACACAAUCGAAAGACGAUGAUAUUUCGAUUGCUAAGGUAUAUAAGAAAUUACUAUUCUUAAGGCUCUCUUGUACAUUGCUGCUGAAGAUGAAGCCUUCUUGGCUUUUAACCGGGAGAUGGAUGCUAUGUCUUUCGUGAAAGAGAACCAAUCUGAUUCUGAGGAGGAGCUGGAAACUGUCCAAGACCAAUCUUAUCCAGACUCUGAGGAGCACCUACUGCAGUUAGAUGGAAAGAGCAUAUCCGAAUGGCUGAGUGAGCUAGACGCAAUCUCCAAAGAAGUAGAGGCAGAACUAGUCUCACGAGACAUCGGCUGCCACUCGGUUCAAAUUCUCGAAGCUGUGAACACAGUUCUCUUCGACACGAGAGGCUUCGAGAGGACGUCAAAACGCUUGGCGUUAGACCCCAAGUACUCCUACCUUCACUCUGUACUUAACUCUAGAUGCGGCACUGCAUUCUUGUUUAGCGUUAUAUACAUUGAAGUUUGUCAGCGUCUCGGCUUGCCUAUUGUGGGAGCUCGAGUUGGGGAAGAGUUUUUGAUUUGGCCUAAGACUGAGAAUCCUGAAGAACUCUUUAGUGAAAAUUCAGGACAGAGCUUGUUUGCUAUUAUCAAUGGAAGGUGCGUUGAUGAUCCUGGUUCAAUGGCAUCGGAUUUAACCGGAAAGUCACUUCUAGGCCUUGAUGUUGCUACAAACAGAGACAUUAUAGGGAUUGCUCUCGCCAACUUGAUUAGGGUUCACUGGAGACGUGCUUCGAAGCCAUCACCUGGACUAAUGCUGACUUCUCCUCUUAGUCAACUUAACAACACCAGUGUUUCUAAUUUUCCAUUGUUGCGGCCUCAGGAUCUUAGGUUGGCUAUUGCGGCUGCUGAAAGGCUGUUGAUUUUGGAACCUCUUAACUGGCGACUUCGAAGAGACCUUGGUAUGAUGCACUACUACGUCAGGCAAUCUAGAGAGGCUAUUCAAGAGUUGAGCAUAUGUAUAGCCUUUGCAUUUGACGAAGAAGAAGCAAAAGUGUUGACGCUUUUUGUUGAGAAACUUCAUCUGCUCUCGUCGUUGAAGUCGCCCUUUGGCUCUGAUCGCUUGGCCGUUCGCUGAGAACCCUCUCUAUCUCUCUCUCUACCUCACUUGUGAAUACUCUUUUCUAUUUCUUUUUCAUCAUCCCUUUUGUGUUUCGAUAAAUCCCUUUUGUGGGGAGACAUGUAACUUUUGUUGUGUGUAACUCUUUUACUUUCUUCUGAUCAGAGUAAUAAUUGAUUUCCCCCCAUGGGAGAAACAAAACAUGGCCUUGAGUUUA
Molecule: messenger RNA, 2008 nt
Organism: Brassica rapa (field mustard)
Lineage: Eukaryota; Viridiplantae; Streptophyta; Magnoliopsida; Brassicales; Brassicaceae
Source: RefSeq, a predicted model, not a curated record